Ramularia collo-cygni is the source of this 1125-nucleotide messenger RNA. RefSeq lists its product as uncharacterized. Bases 1 to 1125 code for a protein of 374 amino acids. The transcript is spliced from 3 exons. Lineage: Eukaryota; Fungi; Ascomycota; Dothideomycetes; Mycosphaerellales; Mycosphaerellaceae. The record is from RefSeq and is a predicted model, not a curated record.
AUGCGGAGCGGCCCUCGGCAGCACGGUCCUAGGCGGAUGAGGAACAUUGGUGCCCCCAGACUAGGAGAUGUCUGUCCUUUCCUGGAGUUGCCCGCUGAAGUCCGCAACCGUAUUUACGAGUAUGCCCUGGGCGGACACAAUCUGCACAUGUUCGCUCUGGACUAUCAGAACUCUUACUCAAGGCCAGACUGGUCGGUCACUCCGUACACCUACACUUACACCGACGGCGAACGGCAGACCCGAGAGUGGUUCUACUUUCAGUACUCCAUUUGCAAGUGCCCUGAAAGCGAUGCCGAGACGUAWGAAAACUCGGUGACGUGCUACGAGAAUAUCACGAAAUACUUCACAUCAGAUGCCAGCCCAAGAGCGCCGCUGAAGUGUGACGAGACCGCGCACUACCUCAACAGGCAUGCGAAUUGUCUGAAUGUAAGCCAAUGGUUCCAUCGCAAGACUCCCUUUCGCGAACGACCCACGAGGCUAGGCAUGGGUCUGCUGCGGACGUGUAAGCAAGUUCACGACGAAGCUUGCCUCGUACCCUACUAUGACGACACCUUUUCGUUCGCUUCUGGAAAGGAUAUCGAUGUGUUCGUGAAUGCUGUCCUGCAGCCCAAGCAGCGCGAGGCAUUGCAACAUCUGCACUAUACUGUGGACAACCGCCCUUUUCUGGCUGGAUCAAACCGAGGCUUCUCGCUCGGCAUCAAACCGAGAAUGGUGCCCAAAUACGAUGACUAUCGAAUCCUGUGUGGGCUUCACCAAAGCACCAUCGAUAUGCUGGUCGGCUUGCAAUCGCUCGACAUUUCCUUCGAGGACAACAAUUACUCCUGCUGCUUCAAUGAACAUUCGCCGCGCUUUCCCAAAGGGGAUCUAACCAUUCGCGCCGUGAUCAGAAACCGGUACCCUUAUUCCGAGACCAGUCGAAAGACUGCUAUGAAGCUGGAAUUUGGACUCUCGAGAUCUGUCGCCGAUGUUAAAGAUCAGAGCGAUGCAUUCAAGCAGCUUGCUGCUAUUCAUGGGGGGGGGACUUCUAWUCACAUCGCGUUCCAAGCGAUCUCGACACUUGCGCCUCGGCUGCGGAGACGUGACGGCUCUAAAUGGUUAGAUCAGUUGGAAAAUCAAUAUGGAUGA